Tupaia belangeri chinensis (Chinese tree shrew) is the source of this 6467-nucleotide messenger RNA. It is a transcript of the gene CD2AP, whose product is annotated as CD2 associated protein. Bases 1 to 3873 code for a protein of 1290 amino acids. The record is from RefSeq and is a predicted model, not a curated record. Gene Ontology annotation, molecular function: protein binding. The transcript has 33 exons. NCBI's taxonomy places the organism in Eukaryota, Metazoa, Chordata, Mammalia, Scandentia, Tupaiidae.
AUGAACAGGUUCUUCAACCAGCGGCAAAUCAUUUCGGAAAUUAUGCAGCUUUGGAAGGAUUCGUUAAAUGUGUCUUCUUUGGGGGCUGGCAGUGAGCUAGUCUUUGAUGACAAAGCUAUUGAUGUUUUUAGCAUAGUAUUGAUGAAGAUUCACACCAGCUUUAAUACAUUAUGUCUGAGUAAAAUCGAACACAUUCCAUCCAUCUCCCUCACGCAGAUGAGGACAGGCUUAGGGGCUCAGAAAAGAACAGAACAUCUCUGUUUGGAUAGGUUUGAUUUUGCAAGACUUGGCUUAUGGAGUUGUUCUCUUUGGCAGCAUACCUAUAACUUUGCAAGUGCUAACAGUGGCGGUGUGGUUCCUAGCUGUGGAAGUUCUGUUCAAUUGGAUAAACUUACCCAAAAGAUGGAUAAUUCAAAUUGGAUAGGUUUGAUUUUGCAAGACUUGGCUUAUGGAGUUGUUCUCUUUGGCAGCAUACCUAUAACUUUGCAAGUGCUAACAGUGGCGGGCAGAGCUAGUCCCAGAGCUCAGGAGCCAGCUGAAGCUAAAGCCAAUCAGACCUCUUUGACGGGAGCAGAAGCCAAGGGGACUAUGCAGUGUGUGCUGGAGACACUGCGGGAAACAGGGAUGAGGAUCCUGUUCGCUGAUCCUUCCAGUUAUUAUGAUCCAACAUCUCAAUGUCACAUCAAUGAUGUAAGGUUCUCUGAAUUCGAUUCUGCUUGUGGCAUUGACAGUUCUUGUUAUAAAAUUACCAUAUGCAAUCUUACUAGAAGAUACAGAAAGAUUCAAAGAUUGCAAAAGCAGGCCUAUAGGAGGUUUCCCCCGCGCCAAAUCAAACGCUCCUGCUCCGUAAAGCACUCUGCAAGACCACACAGAACUCCGGUCCCAGCUGUCCUGAACCUCGGGAGGAAGCCCGGCUGCAGCUUCACCAGACUCGUUCCACAUCCGCUCGCCGCACCUGGACGCCCGCGGCGCGCGACCCCCGGCCGUGACGUCAUCGCACCUGGCACCAGGGGCGGGGGCCGCGAGGAGAGUGGGGGCGGACCAGGGAGAACAAGGGCGUUCUCGCGAGACUUGCUUCCUCCCGGCCGCGCUCCCGCACCUUCCCGGCCUCUGUUCGGGUCUCCACCUCAAUCGUCGCCGUCGCGUUCUACGACGGCGGGUGCAGAGGGAGCGGCGAGGGCCGGGCUCCGAGGCUGGGUGGGCGCUCGGGAAAUGGGUCGGAGGGCUCGCGAGCGCUUCUUUCUGCGCUCCCCUCUCCUCGCUUUCCCACGCCCGCAAGGUGCGGGGCACGGGGCGCGGGGGCGCCACCACCUCUCCUCGCCGAGCUUCCCUGCCUUCCCAGCCCCUUCCUUCCCUGCCCCCUCCUGCUGGGUGGGGGAGGGUGGUCGGAAAAAACUUGACGAAAGCAAGUGUGUUGGCACUGAAACGUUAAAUCUCCUGAGGACCGGGUUUGCGUUUGAUAAGGAUUUCAGUGUUGAACUCUUUGAGGAGCUGUUUCCUGUUUGGAUCGACUACAUUGUGGAGUAUGACUAUGAUGCUGUACAUGAUGAUGAAUUAACUAUUCGAGUUGGAGAGAUAAUCAGGAAUGUGAAAAAACUGCAGGAGGAAGGAUGGCUGGAAGGGGAACUAAAUGGGAGAAGAGGAAUGUUCCCUGAUAAUUUUGUUAAGCCACCUGGGAAGGUCCUAGAUUUGCCUCCUAGGAUCUCCUUAUGUAUGCUGGGCAUGUACUUGUUCAUGUCUGGGAUCCUGGCUGGUUUCGACUACAUUGUGGAGUAUGACUAUGAUGCUGUACAUGAUGAUGAAUUAACUAUUCGAGUUGGAGAGAUAAUCAGGAAUGUGAAAAAACUGCAGGAGGAAGGAUGGCUGGAAGGGGAACUAAAUGGGAGAAGAGGAAUGUUCCCUGAUAAUUUUGUUAAGGAAAUUAAACGAGAGACAGAAUCUAAGGAUGACAAUUUGCCCAUCAAACGGGAAAGGCAUGGGAAUGUAGCAAGUCUUGUACAACGGAUAAGCACCUAUGGACUUCCAGAAAUUAAACGAGAGACAGAAUCUAAGGAUGACAAUUUGCCCAUCAAACGGGAAAGGCAUGGGAAUGUAGCAAGUCUUGUACAACGGAUAAGCACCUAUGGACUUCCAGAAAUUAAACGAGAGACAGAAUCUAAGGAUGACAAUUUGCCCAUCAAACGGGAAAGGCAUGGGAAUGUAGCAAGUCUUGUACAACGGAUAAGCACCUAUGGACUUCCAGUUGGAGGAAUUCAGCCACAUCCACAAACCAAAAACCUUAAGAAAAAGACUAAGAAGCGGCAGUGUAGAGUUCUUUUUGAAUACAUUCCACAAAAUGAAGAUGAACUGGAGCUGAAAGUGGGAGAUGUUAUUGAUAUUAAUGAAGAGGUAGAAGAAGGCUGGUGGAGUGGAACCCUGAACAACAAAUUGGGACUGUUUCCCUCAAAUUUUGUGAAAGAAUUAGAGUUAACAGAUGAUGGCGAAACUCAUGAAGCCCAGGAGGAUUCAGAAACUGUUUUGACUGGACCUACCUCACCUUUACCCUCUCCGGGGGGAAAUGGAAAUGAAAUUGCACCUGGAUCAGUUACACAGCCAAAGAAAAUACGAGGAAUUGGAUUUGGAGAUAUUUUUAAAGAAGGCUCUGUGAAACUUAGGACAAGAACAUCCAGUGGUGAAACAGAAGAGAAAAAAACAGAAAAGCCCUUAAUCACGCAAUCACUAGGAUCCAGAACUCAGAGUGUGGAAAUAACCAAAACAGACACUGAAGCUAGGGAAUAUUGUAGAACAUUAUUUGCCUAUGAAGGUACUAAUGAAGAUGAACUUACUUUUCAAGAGGGAGAGAUAAUCCACUUGAUAAGCAAGGAGACUGGAGAACCUGGCUGGUGGAAGGGCGAACUUAAUGGUAAAGAAGGAGUAUUUCCAGACAAUUUUGCUGUUCAGAUCAAUGAAAUGGAUAAAGACUUUCCAAAACCAAAGAAACCUCCACCUCCUGCUAAGGGUCCAGCUCCAAAGCCCGAUCUGAUAAAUGCAGAGAAGAAAUAUUUUUCUUUUAAGCCUGAAGAAAAAGAUGAAAAAUCAGUGCUUGAACAGAAACCUUCUAAACCAGCAGCUCCACAAGUCCCACCCAAGAAACCUACUCCACCCACCAAAGCCAAUAAUUUAUUGAGAUCUUUAGGAAGUGUGUACCCAAAGCGACCUGAAAAACCAGUUCCUCCACCACCUCCUGUAGCCAAGAUUAAUGGGGAAGUUUCUACCAUUUCAUCAAAAUUUGAAACUGAGCCAAUGUUGAAACCAAAGUUAGAUUCUGAACAGUUGCCACUUAGACCAAAAUCAGUAGACCUUGAUUCAUUUAUAAGGAGCUCUAAGGAAACAGAUGUUGUAAAUUUUGAUGACAUAGCUUCCUCAGAAAACUUGCUACAUCUUACUGCAAAUAGACCAAAAAUGCCUGGAAGGAGAUUGCCUGGCCGCUUCAAUGGUGGACAUUCUCCAACUCAGAGUCCAGAAAAAAUCUUGAAGUUACCCAAAGAUGAAGAUAGUGCCAACAUAAAAUCAUCUGAAUUUAAAAAGGAUACAUGCUACCCUUCAAAGCCAUCUGUGUAUCUUUCAACAUCUUCAAGUGCUUCUAAAGCAAAUACAUCUGCUUUCCCAACUCCGGUAGAAGUCAAAGCUAAAAUAGAAACAGAUGAUGGGAAAAAAAAUUCCCUUGAUGAACUUAGAGCCCAAAUUAUUGAACUGCUGUGCAUCGUAGAAGCAAUGAAAAAGGAUCAUGGGAAAGAACUGGAAAGACUACGAAAAGAUUUGGAAGAAGAAAAGGCCCUGAGAAGUAAUCUAGAGGUGGAAAUAGAGAAGCUGAAGAAAGCUGUCCUGUCUUGAGGUGGCGUAGAUCCAGUGUUCCUAAUGUUCCAGGGAUUCAGAAGCAACACUAUGAACUUCAGCUAACUUGUUACUUAAAAAUAACAAAUGCUGGUGUCGUAAUUAACAUGACUAUAUGAACUAUAAUUAAUCUUAGAAAAGCAGGGGGAGGGUAAAUUUUUUUUAUAUAUUUUGUUUUGCCAAUAUAAAAAAAAGAGGCCUUAUUUCUUACUGUGCUGGGAUUGCAAACAUUUAUUUUUGUUUGCUUGAGACUACUACUGAAUCUGUAUAAAAAGGAAAGAAAGUUCACAAUAGUUUUUUUAUUAAAACUUGUAUUAUUUUUAAAGAGAUCUAUACUAUAAAUAUGGUGAUAUCUUUACAAGCAAUCUGUAAGAUAAACUAUUUGAGAGGGAUGAAUUAUAAUAACUACUAUAGUCACUGCUUUUCCCAUAAUACAUAAGGGAUAUAAACUCUGUGUGUGUGUGUGUGUGUGUGUGUGUGUGAGUAUGUGUGUAUAUAUAUAUAUGUGUGUGUGUGUGUGUGUGUAUGUAUAUAUACACACACAUAUAAAUAUAUUUUUACUUUUAGCUUCUUACCCAGGAUUACACUGUUGUGCCUGUUUGUCUGCAGUGCUGUUUAUAUUUUGGGUGAUACAAUAGGAGUUUCCUAUCUGUAAACUAGAUUACUCACCCAUGCAUAUAGUAAUACCAGAUGAAAUAAUCAAAAUGAUUUCUUCAACUUUUAGAGUAUUUUAUAUUGCUUGCACUAUAGGAUUCAUAAAAGAAAUUUAAUUAAAAUAUAUUGGAUUAUUAAAAAUACUUGGGAAAAUAUGAACUUUAUUUUAAAUUCGUUAGGUCUAAGGAAAUCUAAAAAUGUCAAUUUAACCCUCAUUGUGCCUAGAAACUACAGCACAUAAGACAUGUAAACACCAGCCUUAUGGUAUUUUUUUUCUGCUUAUUUUACAUCCUCAAAUAUUCCUCAUUUUAUUAUCUUGUGAUAGUUAUUCAUGAUCCUCCCUCUGAUUUUUAUUAAUAUUAGGAAAACAAAAUCCAGACUUUUUAGAACUUCAGCAUACGAUAUUCAUACUUUGACAGUUAUCAUGUAAAUACUCAGGUUUUACAAUGUAUGAUUUGCCCAGUAGACCAAACUAAAAAAAUGUGGAGAUGUUUUGUGGUUAUUUAGGUACCACCUUUGUAAAGCGUGUUAGUAUAUAAUAAAACAUAACAUUACAGUUUAUUUAAAACCAAAUAUUCAAAAUACAUUUUCACAGAUUCGAUGGAUUAGCAGUUUCCUCAGAAUCACUUAUGAAUAAACAUUUUAAAAUGUUUUAUCUAUAGGUGAUAUCUUUACAAACACAUGUGGGUUUAUUUAAAAUUUUUAAAUGACUUUUUUUGAAUGAAAAACAGAUUGUAAGCUUUAUUAUAGCAAAUGAGUGUCAGAUUUUGUCACACUUUCAUUCUUUUGUUGUUUUAAGCCACCAAACCAAUAUUUUCCCUUUAUGUUUGAAUCUUUUUACUGAAAUCCUGUGUAAAUGAGAUUUUGUCAUGUUUCAAAUGAAAGAAAACUGAAAUAGAAAAUAAUAUAAAUGUCAGUGCACAAUUACUUAAUGUUUAAUUGACAACUUAGGGCUUUGGAGAAGGCUAAUUGUGCAUUGAGCGUGUACAUUUUAACUCUAAACUUAAAGUCUUUGGACUCUUCUAAUUAGGUCACUACUGAACCAGAUCAUUCACUCCUGUUUUUAGAUGAGUAGUAGUUAAAUGAAUUAUUUUCUGCUUAUUAAAUAAAUGAGAUCUGUCUUUCUUUUAAUGGCAGCCUGUAGGUAAAAAUAAAAGCAUUGUAUCCUCAGAAUCAUUCUUCUGCUUUAUCAUUGGAAAAUCUAUUAAAAGUGAUCCUUCUCUACUCUUAACAGUGGUGGGGAAGGUUCCAGCAGAUUUCAGGCUAUUUGUAAGGAUUUUGUUCAUUUGUUCACUAGUACAUGGGAUCAAAGUGGUCAUGAGUGCUAAAAUACAUCUAAAGAAUGUGCUUGUGUUCUUCUCAGAAUAGAAAAGUACUUGAAGUGCUGUGUGUCUACUUUUAUGCCCAUGACAAAAUAUUAAAGAAAACCAAACAAAAGGAAAGUGAUUGCUUUAACAUAGCAAGUUACCAGUAUUUGCUCUUGAUAUGGGAACUUUUAUUAAUUUCUGUUCCUAAUAGUCAUAUCACAAAAUGAUAUGUAAUAGCCUUUUAAUUUUUUUUUCUGUAGGUGGGUAUCAGUUAUAGACUAAAGUUACAAACAGCGUGGGAUCUGUCUUUGCCAAAUUAUUAGUUGAAUAUAUAGUUCAAGUUUGCUCUUCUUUGCAACACAUAAUAUUGCUGAUUUUGUAAUUGUAUUUGUUUUAUUUUGGUGGCCAUUAAGCGUCUGUUUUUGUUGUAAAGCUGUUACUUCUUUACAGAAUUUGUUUUAAAGAUGCAAAGAGAACGAGUCUUGUGUAACAGAGGAUUCUCUUUAUAUUACUAUGAUCAUAGAAAAAAACAAUCCAAGUGUUCUCUAGAUUUUUGAUAAACAUUUUAUGCUUGCAUUGAAACUUGAAAUGUAUGAGCAGAAUGAGACAAUCAAUUAAAAUCCGAGAUACGAA